Molecule: messenger RNA, 1435 nt
Organism: Salvelinus namaycush (lake trout)
Lineage: Eukaryota; Metazoa; Chordata; Actinopteri; Salmoniformes; Salmonidae
Product: zinc finger protein 135-like
Exons: 3
Source: RefSeq, a predicted model, not a curated record
GACUAUACACCAGCGGAGACACACAGGAGAGAAACUUCACCACUGUUCAGAUUGUGGAAAAAGCUUUUCAACAUCACAUACUUUGAAGAUGCACCAGAAAACACACACAGGAGAGAAAUCUUAUAGCUGUGAUCAAUGUGGGAAGAGUUUUACUCAGUCAAGCUCCCUGAAAUCCCACCGUAAACUACACACAGGAGAGAAAUCUUUUAGCUGUGAUCAAUGUGGGAAGAGUUUUACUACAUCUAGCUAUCUGACUAUACACCAGCGGAGACACACAGGAGAGACACCUUAUAGCUGUGUUCAAUGUGGGAAGAGAUACUCUGAUAAAAACCUUAAAAUACAUCAAAGAAUUCACACUGGAGAGAAACCUUAUGGCUGUGAUCACUGUGGGAAGAGUUUUACUACAUCUAGCUAUCAAACUAUACACCAGAGAACACACACAGGCGAGAAACCAUAUAGCUGUAAUCAAUGUGGUAAGAGUUUUAUUCGGCUACAAACCCUGAAAUCACACCAUAGAAUACAUACUGGAGAGAAACCUUUUAGCUGUGAUCACUGUGGGAAGAGUUUUUCGACAUCUAGCUAUGUAACUAUACACCAGAGAACACACACAGGAGAGAAACCAUAUAGCUGUAGUCAAUGUGGGAAGAGUUUUACUCACAUCAAAAGCCUGAUAGUACACCAGCGGACACACACAGGAGAGAAACCUUAUAGCUGUAAUCAAUGUGGGAAGAGUUUUUCUACAUCUAGCUAUGUAACUAUACACCAGAGAACACACACAGGCGAGAAACCAUAUAGCUGUAAUCAAUGUGGGAAGAGUUUUACUCAGCUAAACAGCCUGAUAGUACACCAGCGGACACACACAGGAGAGAAACCUUUUAACUGUGAUCAAUGUGGGAAGAGUUUUACUACAUCUAGCUGUCUGACGACACACCAGAGAACACACACAGGAGAGAAAUCUCUUAGCUGUAAUCAAUGUGGGAAGAGAUACUCUGAUAAAAGAUCUCUGAUUAAACAUCAGAAAAUACAUACAUCUCAACAACCUCAUGAUGCUGACGAGGCAGAGAAGAGUCUCUCCACAUCAAAACACCUCAAGAAACACCAGCAGAGACCCACAGGGAAGAAAUCUCACUUCUGCUCUGACUGUGGGAAAGGUUGCACAUCUUCAUCAGAACUUAAAAUACACCAGAGAACAUACACAGGAGAGAAGCCUUAUAGCUGUGAUCAAUGUGGGAAGAGUUUUACUACAUCUAGCUUUCUGACUUCACACCAGAGAACACACACAGGAGAGAAAUCUUAUAGCUGUGUUCAAUGUGGGAUGAGUUUUACUACAUCAAGCCAGCUGACAUCACACCAGAGAACACACACAGGAGAGAAACCUUAUAGCUGUAAUCAAUGUGACAAGAGAUACUCUGAUAAAAGAUCUCUGAUCAAACAU